CGGUUUCGGUUAGUGAAACAGAAAUCAGAUCAGAUCUGACCUGAUCACAUAAGGAGUGUGUAGUAAUGAGAGUUCCUCCGGCGGCCUUCGACGACGAUGGCCGCAAGGCCAGCCUUAGCGGCGGAGGGUUCAGAGACGCUGAAGCCCUCUUCCGUUCCAAACCAAUCUCCGAAAUCCGCAAUGCCGAGUCCACCACUCGCUCCCACAUCCACCAGAAACAAGAGGAGCUCCGCCUCCUCGUCGGCACUCGCUAUCGCGAUCUCAUCGACUCCGCAGACUCCAUUCUCCUCAUGAAACGCUCUUCCCAAGCCAUCUCCUCCAAUCUAUCCUCCGUCCACCAUUCCAUUCUCUCCUUGUCCGAUCACCACCACCCCCUCGAUCAUUCCAAAACCUCUUCUCUCUCCCACCACCACCGGAUCUACGCCAUCGCUUGCCGCGUCAAGUAUCUUGUCGACACACCUGAGAACAUUUGGGGCUGCCUCGACGAGUCUAUGUUCCUCGAAGCCGCCACGCGCUACGUGCGCGCCCUUCACGUCCACCUCCUUCUCGAUUCCGCCGAUUCCGAACACCGCCGUUUUCUCUCUCAUUUCCCUCUACUCCAGCAUCAGUGGCAGAUUGUCGAUAGCUUUAAGGCACAGAUCUCUCAGCGCGCCCGCGACCGCCUCUUCGAUCGCCACCUUCCCGUCGGAUCUUAUGCCGAUGCCUUGGCCGCCGUCGCCGCCAUUGAUGAUCUCCUUCCCGAUCAAGCUCUCGCUCUCUUUCUCGAUUCCAGGAAGUCGUGGGUUUCCCAAACCUUGGCUGCCUGCCCUCCCGAUGCCGAUUGCUCUGCCGUUAUCUCCGUCUUCUGCGAGGUUUUGAGGACAAUUCAGGUCACCAUCGGCCAGGUGGGUGAGCUUUUCUUACGGGUUUUGAAUGACAUGCCUUUGUUUUAUAAGGUUGUGUUGGAUUCGCCUCCUGCAUCUCAGCUGUUCGGCGGAAUUCCCAACCCGGAGGAGGAAGUUAAGUUGUGGAAUUCGUUCAGAGAAAAGCUGGAGUCAGUCAUGGCAAUUCUCGACAGGGACUACAUUGCCAAGGCUUGUUCUUUGUGGUUGAGGGACUGCGGGAGAGAGAUGGUUGACAAGAUCAAUGGCAGAUUUCUGAUUGACGCCGUGGGCAGUGGCCGGGAGCUUGCCUUGGCCGAGAAAUUGAUACGGGAGACAAUGGAAAGCAAGGAGGUGUUGGAAGGGAGUCUGGAGUGGCUCAAGAACGUUUUCGGCUCUGACAUCGAGUUGCCUUGGAGUCGAAUGCGGGAGCUCGUUUUGGGAGAGGAUUCGGAUCUGUGGGAUGACAUUUUCGAAGAGGCAUUUGUUGGUAGGAUGAAAGUGAUAGUCAGCUCUAGGUUUGAGGAGCUGGCUAGGACGGUGAAAGUGGCAGACGCCGUUAGCUCUGCUGCCAGUGGUGAUGGGAUUGAUUUUAAAGGUUACUUAAACCGACCCUUUAAUGGUGGCGGUGUUUGGUUCAUAGACUCCAAUUCUAGGAAGCCAAUGUCUGGGUUAAAGUCCAUUCCCCCCGAAGAGUAUGAGUUUAGGAGUUGUCUUAAUGCCUAUCUUGGUCCCCAGAUUAGUGAGAUCAGAGAUGCUGUGGAUAAUUGCUGCCAGAGCCUUCUGGAGGACCUUCUGAGUUUCUUGGAAUCGCCAAAGGCAUCUCUAAGGUUGAAGAAUCUUGCACCGUAUUUGCAAUCCAAGUGCUACGAUUGUCUUUCGACUAUAUUGCAGCAACUCAAAGAGGAGCUUCAAAAUUUGGAUGCUGCCAUGGAAAAUGGCAAAGACAAGGACGGUCGGCCCAUUUCUGCUGCUAUAACAGUUGAAAGGGCCCUUUUCAUUGGAAGACUAUUGUUUGCAUUCCUAAAUCAUUCCAAACAUGUUCCUGUCGUACUUGGUCCUCCGAGGUUUUGGGUUAGUGACACUAUGUCUGCUGUUUUCGAUAGGUUGCCCUCCUUGUUUAGGCAGUCCAGAGCUGGAACCGAUUUUCCUGCAGUUGAUGGGUCCGGAAAGCAAAACCGCACUUCCUCUAAGAAACAGACCUCAUCAGCCACUGCUGCAUUGCUUGGAGCCGCUGAAAGUGCAAGCCCCAAACUCGAAGAACUUACUUCCACUUUACGAGAUCUUUGUAUCAGAGCUCAUGGCUUGUGGAUAUCGUGGUUGUCUAAUGAGCUUUCAAUUAUUCUGUCGCGUGAGCUUGGACAUGAUGAUGCUUUGUCAUCGACAACUCCAUUGAGGGGCUGGGAGGAGACAGUAGUCAAGCAAGAGCAAUCUGAUGAUAGCCAAUCGGAGAUGAAAAUAUUGCUUCCAUCUAUGCCUUCUCUCUAUAUUGUGUCAUUUCUCUUUCGUGCUUGUGAAGAAGUUCACCGAAUUGGUGGUCAUGUACUUGACAGAACCAUUCUGCAAAAAUUUGCUUUAAGCCUAUUGGAAAAAGUGAAUGGUAUUUAUGAGGACUUUCUUUCUACCAGGGAAGAGAGUGGAUCUCAAGUUUCAGAGAAAGGAGUUCUGCAGGUCUUGCUGGACUUGAGAUUUGUUGCUGAUGUUCUUUCAGGAGGUGAUUCUGUUUUGAUUGAGGAAUCAUUUAGAGUCCCAAGAGCAAGAACUGCUUUCAGACGAAAGCAGGAUCAAACCCAAACAAAGUCAGUGACUAGAGAGCAUGUUGACAGGUUGAUGACUCGUCUUUCUCAGAGAUUGGAUCCCAUAGACUGGCUCACGUAUGAGCCGUAUCUUUGGGAAAAUGAGAGGCAGUCAUACCAACGGAAUGCUGUCCUUUUUGGUUUCUUUGUCCAACUCAAUCGCAUGUACACGGAUACUGUUCAGAAACUACCUACUAAUUCAGAGUCUAAUAUCAUGAGAUGCUCUUCAGUUCCUCGCUUCAAAUACCUUCCUAUCAGCGCUCCAGCAUUGUCAGCAAGAGGGGCAACUAAGGCUUCUAUAUCGACAUCUUCAGAAGAUAUCUCAUCAAGAAGUUCCUGGAAAGCUUAUACAAACGGAGAGCUUCCUGACAAGAUUGAUAUGGACGACGACUCUAGUUUCGGGGUUGCAACACCAUUCUUAAAAUCUUUCAUGCAGGUUGGAAGCACACUGAAAUUGGGAUCCAUACUUAAAGACGGGCAAGUUGGGAUAUUCAAAGACAGAUCAACUGCAGCAAUGUCAACAUUUGGCGACAUUCUACCUGCUCAAGCUGCAGGUCUCCUUUCAUCCUUCACCGCAUCCAAAUCAGACUCGUGAUUGGCCUUGGAAUCCUUGAAUGUGUAUGCUACUACUUCCGAAGGAUGCGUUUUAUUUCACCGGAGGGCAAACUUUCAAAAUUCGUUGAGCAGAGAUCGUACGUACGUCGGGGGAGGGUAUCCAAAUCCAAUUCCCACCAAAAGGGUAUGUUUUUAUAAUGAAAACAUACAAAAGAAUAAAUUGCCAGUGUUAUUGGGAAAGGAAUUGAAUGGAUAUGGCUAAAAAGAAUUUGUUUUGAGGAGGGAUGUUGAUGUAGAAUAGAAGAUAACUGAAAAUGAAGUCAAAGACGCAAACUUACAUGGACUGAGAGAAAUCUUAUGAAGUGAGUUUCAGUUGACUACAUCUAUACAUCCUAUCUUGAAAAAGAAAAGGUUCCAACUUUGUUUUUGUUUGAACUCCUGAGGGAAUGGGAUUUUCACCAGAAUAAUUGAAUCGAUUGGUUUGGCUGGCUGUGUGCAUAUAGAAAUCAAAGAUAGAGGAAGGACACCGGCGUGGGAUGAGAUCAUUCUUUCAGCUUAUUACAUGCAAAUGUGUUAAAAAAAUAUUGAAAGAGAAUGUAUGUUUCUUCUUUCUUUUGUAUCAAAAUCAAUGAUGAGCUCAGCUCUCUGUCCAGGGGAAUUCUUUUUCUUAUAACAUAUAUAUAUAUAUACACUAGUACACCACCA
Messenger RNA from Humulus lupulus (European hop), 3916 nucleotides. Its product is annotated as conserved oligomeric Golgi complex subunit 1. The record is from RefSeq and is a predicted model, not a curated record. The coding region runs from base 66 to 3251 and encodes 1061 amino acids. Lineage: Eukaryota; Viridiplantae; Streptophyta; Magnoliopsida; Rosales; Cannabaceae. The transcript has 6 exons. Gene Ontology annotation, biological process: intra-Golgi vesicle-mediated transport. Gene Ontology annotation, cellular component: Golgi apparatus; COG complex.